CCAGCAAAUUGAGAAAGUCAGCGCUACGUUAAAGCGUCUCACCAAUAGCAAUCUCUUGCCACAUGAAGGGAGGAUAGAGUCUGCUGGAAAUACAUUCCCUGUUUCUGUAACAACAUCUUCAGUUGUCUGUCCUCUUCGAGGGAUAUUUUUACUGGAUAUAGAAUUUGGAUAGAGAACAAGUCCUUCAGUAAGAAAAGAAGCAGUGUCUACAAAUGGAGAACAACUUCCUUUCUAAGAAAGUGCCAGGCUUCUUUUCCUGUCGCUAUGGAAUGUCCCUGAUCCUGCACUUCUGCAAUAUGGUAAUCGUAACACAGCGUGUGUGUCUGAGUCUCACAAUGGUGGUGAUGGUGAAUAACACACAAAGUCUGACCAAUGUGUCCUCAGAGGCGAAUCCACGCAGCACAAUGGACCCUGUCUAUAACUGGAGCCCUGAUAUACAAGGAUUCAUCUUAAGUUCCAACUUCUAUGGCGCACUGGUUGUUCAAAUUCCUAUUGGAUACUAUUCUGGAAUAUACUCUGUAAAAAAAAUAAUUGCCUGUGGGUUGUUGCUCAGCUCUGUGUGUACUCUGUGCACCCCAUUAGCUGCUCAGGUUGGAGCGACUUUGGUCAUUGUGUGUCGAGUGGUCCAAGGGAUGGCCCAGGGAACAGUAUUAUCAGGCCAGCAUCAAAUAUGGACCAGGUGGGCCCCUCCUUUGGAACAAGGUCGACUCACAACUAUAAGUGCCUCAGGGGCUAUGCUGGGACCCUUCAUUGUCCUGCUUGUCACUGGAUUCAUCUGUGAGCUUCUAGGCUGGAUCUCAGUCUUCUAUAUUUUUGGUGCUUGUGGCUGUGUUGUAUGUAUUUUCUGGCUUGUUGUGUUUUACGAUGACCCAAAGGAUCACCCAUGUAUAAGCAACACUGAGAAAAACUACAUCACAUCAUCCCUCGCCCAGGUCAGCUCAAGUAGUGUGACGACUCUGCCCAUCAAAGCUAUGCUGCAGUCUCUCCCAGUCUGGGCCAUUGCCUUCUGUAAUUUUGCUAUUGUCUGGGCACAUAAUUUUUUUAUUACAUACAACCCAAUAUUUAUCAACAGUGUACUUGAUGUUAACGUAAGAGAGAACGGGUUUCUGUCCGGCCUGCCCUUUCUAUUUGCCUUCAUCAUUACUAUCCUAGGAGGUCAGAUGGCAGAUUUCUGCCUGUCCAGGAAUAUUUUCAGCACCAUUACUGUCCGGAAAGUCUUCACUACACUAGGAAUGGUCUGUCCUAUUGUCUUCAGUAUAUGCCUACUCUACCUGAGUUUCAACUUUCUUAGCACCGUCAUCUUCCUGAUACUUAGUCAAGCAACAGCCUUCCUUGCUUUAAGUGGAGUCAAUAUAAAUGUCUUGGAUAUCGCUCCCAGAUAUUAUGGAUUUCUUAGAGGAGUUACAACUUUAACUGGAAUGCUAGGAGGCAUGAUUUCUUCAACUAUCGGUGGAUUGAUCCUUAAUGCGGAUCCAGAAACCCCAUGGUAUAAAAUCUACCUAAUGAUAGCAGCCAUUAAUGGGCUAGCUCUAGUUUUCUACCUUAUAUUUGCUAAAGCAGAAAUUCAGAACUGGGCUAAAGAUAGCCAAGAAACCCGACUUUGAAGGUGUUGAAUGGCAAUCGCUGUUAACAUCACAAAAAGAAAGACAUGAAGAUACUGUGUACCUCCUAAUGAGCCAUCCACGCUAAUGCCUUGCUAAGAGAAUAAAUUGAAUCCGAACAAACUGCAGUGUUAAACAAGUACUGAGAACAGAGAAUACAUUAAAUUAUAUUCCAAGGAUGUCAUCAAAGACAUAAAAUGUAGGAGCUUUUACAGGUCAAGGACUCAGAUCUUUCAUAAACUAUGAAGAAUAAAAGAUGACUCUCCUCAAGAUUAACAAGAACUUUAAAAGGGCGGAGGAUUUAGCUCAAUGGCAUAAGCACCUGCCUGGCAAGUGCAGGGUCCCCAGUACCAAAAUAAAUAAAUAAAUAAACAAACAAA
This is a messenger RNA of Cavia porcellus (domestic guinea pig), 1981 nucleotides long. RefSeq names its product solute carrier family 17 member 1 (gene Slc17a1). Bases 213 to 1604 code for a protein of 463 amino acids. Gene Ontology annotation, molecular function: transmembrane transporter activity. Gene Ontology annotation, biological process: monoatomic anion transport; transmembrane transport. The transcript is spliced from 14 exons. The record is from RefSeq and is a predicted model, not a curated record. NCBI's taxonomy places the organism in Eukaryota, Metazoa, Chordata, Mammalia, Rodentia, Caviidae. Gene Ontology annotation, cellular component: plasma membrane.